Molecule: messenger RNA, 1071 nt
Organism: Micromonas pusilla CCMP1545
Lineage: Eukaryota; Viridiplantae; Chlorophyta; Mamiellophyceae; Mamiellales; Mamiellaceae
Exons: 2
Biological process (GO): microtubule-based movement
Molecular function (GO): microtubule motor activity; ATP binding; microtubule binding
Source: RefSeq, a predicted model, not a curated record
AUGGACGGCGCCGCGCACGGCGGCGACCACAUCCAGGUCCUCGUCCGCGUCCGCCCGCCGAACGCGCGCGAGCUCUCGCAAGGGUACGUCAAGGCGCUGCGCGCCAACCCGGGCGGCGCGUCCCUGGACGUCCUCCAUCCCGCGCACGCCGCGGCGAAGACGACGAGCGCGCACUCGUACGGAUACGACCACGUCUGCGACGAGCAUCAGACCCAGGCGGAGGUGUUCGAGUCCGUGGGCGUCCCGGUGACGGACGCGUUCUUGGAGGGGUACCACGGAUGCCUCAUCGCGUACGGGCAGACGGGCGCGGGGAAGACGUACACGAUGCAGGGCCCGGACGAGCACGCGGAUAAAGAAAACGCCGCCGCCGGCGCCGGCGCGGACGCCGACGCGAACGGCGGCGGCGGGUCCAUCGACUUCACCGUGAAGUGUUCCUACCUCGAGAUCUACAACGAGACCGUCGCGGACUUGCUGUGCGAAGAUCCGACGGGAGGACCGCAGCCGGUCAUCCGUCUGGACGAGAAGAAGGGCGUCUUCGUGGAGGGUCUCACCGAAGCCGCGGUGACGUCGGCGGAGGAAACCUACGACGUCUUCACGCGCGGGAGCCACAACCGACGCGUCGGUCAGACCGAGAUGAACCGCGAGUCGUCGCGGUCGCACGCGGUAUUCACCGUGUCGUUGGAGUCGCGAAGACGGCCGUUCAAAGGCGCGGCGGUGCAGAAGAGAAGCGCGCUCUUGCACCUCGUCGACCUCGCCGGGAGCGAGCGGCAGAAGAGCACCGACAGCGCGGGGGAGCGUCUGAAAGAAGCGAGCGCGAUCAACAAGUCGCUCAGCGCGCUCGGAAACGUCAUCAAGGCGCUCGUGGACGUCGCGGACGGCAAGGAGAGGCACGUCCCGUUCAGGGACUCGAAGCUGACGUUCCUCUUGAAGGAGGCGCUCGGCGGCGCGGCGAGGUGCACGCUGCUCGCGUGCGUCUCCCCGGCGGCGCAGCAGACGGAGGAGACGCUCUCCACGCUCAAGUUUGCGCAGCGCGCGAAGAUGGUCAAGGUGAAGGCGACCGCGAAUGAGGAA